AACAGUCUGCUUCAAGUAGCAGCUCAGAGCAGUCGGUCACUUCCUUACCACCAUGGAGGAUAUCAAUGAUCUUUAUAAACGCAUCGCUGAACGAGAUAGAGGCUUUAAGACGUUUGUAUGGAACCCCAAAAAGAAAGCAUUCUUCGGUCGCACUGGGGCAUCAUGGUUUAAGAUCCUCCUUUUCUACGUGAUCUUCUACUUGUGUCUGACUGCCUUCUUCGCAUUGAACUUCUCUGCCUUCUACCAGACUCUGGAUAUCCAUCACCUGCCCAGGUACACUCCAGGUGAUGGAGGAUCCAUCCUUCAGAAAGUUGCCAUGGGUUUCAGACCCAUGCCACCACCUGAACAAAUUGAGUCUACAUUAAUUUGGUACAAGAAUGGUGAUGAUGAAACUAUCAAGUACUGGGUUGACAUGCUUGACAAAUUCAUCGAACCUUAUGAAGGCAAGGCUAAAGCUACGUCUGGCCAGCACAUAACAGACUGUUCCGAUGAUCAUAACCCCAAGGAGGGAGAAGUAUGCAGCUUCAAAGACACUUGGCUCACAGGAAAUUGUCAGAAAGCAGAGAAAUGGGGUUUCAACCGCCAGUCCCCCUGCAUCCUUCUUAAGCUCAACAGGAUGAUCAGAUGGGAACCAGAAGUUUAUGAGACUUUGGAAGAGUUGCCUGAGAAGAUGCCACAGUCAUUGAAGGACCACAUUAAGAAGAGCAUGAAAGAAAAUGAGGGCAAAAUACCCAGGAUGAUCUGGGUCUCAUGCGAAGGAGAGGAGCCAGCAGACCAGGAAUAUAUUGGGCCUCUCCGUUACUCCCCAUGGCAAGGGUUCCCUGCCUACUACUUUCCUUACAUGAACACUCCAGGCUAUCUACCUCCAGUUGUUGCCGUCCAGUUCCUUUCUCCUGCUUCUCAUGUUCUCAUCAGCAUUAAGUGCCGUGCUUGGGCCAAGAACAUUGAACAUGAUGAUAUGGAACGUCUUGAUGGCGAUACAAAAGAAUUUUCAGCAAAGAAACCUUGUAUUAAUACCACUUUUCGCCCACCGGAGGUAAAACAUGGUAUCCAAUUCCGAUGGUACUCAAUGGAGAGAGGUGGCAACGGUGGGAGGCGGCGAGGUAUUGAUCAGAGGCCGCCUGAGCCUGAGACAGUACACCUCUCCACCUCCACCAUGGCCGACAACAACGAGCUUUAUAAGAAUAUCGCCGAUAGGGACACAGGCUUCAAGAAAUUCAUAUGGAACUCCGAUAAGAAGCAGUUCCUGGGCCGCACGGGGUCAUCAUGGUUUAAGAUUGGUGUAUUCUACCUCAUCUUCUAUGCAUGUCUAGCUGGGUUCUUUGCCAUAAUGUUGGCCGUAUUCUAUCAAACACUAGACACAAAUCAUCUCCCAAAGUACACCCCUGGUGGCGGCGGCUCUCUCCUUCGUAACCCAGCCAUGGGCUUCAGACCUCUUCCACGCAGUGAAAAUGUAGAAUCAACAUUGAUUUGGUAUAAGAAUGGCGACAAUGAUGACAUUAAACAUUGGGUCGACACCCUUAAUGAGUUUAUCAAACCUUAUGAAGGCACCAGUGACGCCAUCUCUGGCCAGCAUAUAACGGACUGCUCUGAAGAUAAUUUUCCAAAGGAACGCGAGGUGUGCCGCUUCCAGGAUAGCUGGCUCAAAGACAAGUGCCAGAAGGCAGAGAGCUGGGGCUAUAACAGAGAAUCACCUUGCAUUCUACUGAAACUAAACAAGAUGAUAAGGUGGGUACCAGAAGUUUACGAGACUUUGGAAGAGUUGCCACAGGACAUGCCUGAAUCCCUCAAGAAACAUAUUGAGAAGCGCAUGACAGAAAACCAGGGUAGAAUCCCCAAGAUGAUAUGGGUCUCAUGUGAGGGAGAGAACCCUGCAGAUCAAGAAUACAUUGGGCCUAUUCGUUACUCUCCAUGGCAAGGGUUCCCUGCCUACUACUUCCCAUAUAUGCACACACCAGGCUACUUAUCUCCCAUUGUUGCAGUCCAGUUUGACUCUCCUGUUUCUAAUGUUCUCAUAAAUAUCGAGUGCCGUGCUUGGGCCAAGAACAUUAAGCACGAUCGACAGAAUCGUCUUGGUCUAGUCCACUUUGAGCUGCUGAAGGACUAAUAACUUCAAAGGUUGCAUCAGCAGGGGGUUGGAUAUAAAAUACCCACACAAGGAACAUUAUUUUUUUUAAACAUCCAUCAUUCAUUUUAAUUAAAUUAUAUCUGUUCUAUAAGGAAAAUGGUUGUAAAUGUAAAUUUUUAUUGUGAAGUUGUAAGAUAGUCUAUUAUACUGUCCUUUUACUUGAGAGGUGAUACUGGUAUUGGGUCAGUACUGCCAUACUAAUUGCCUUCCUGUGGUUGUAAAAGGAAUGAUGCAUUCAAAGUUUAUGAAAUUGUUAAUGGUUAGUCGGAUUUUGUGUAUAUGUGAUUUAUCCUGGAGUUGUGCAGUAUGUAGACAAACCUAGUAGUCCUGUUGAUAUUCCUGUAUUAGUUAAUGUAAAUAGUCUUGUAUACAGAGGAUAAAAUUGUUUCUUGCAAUCUACUUACCACCUGCUGUCCAACAUUAUAGGGUGAUGGGUAUGCAUAAUCACUUGGCAUUUUCAUAAGCCCAAAUGUAUUUAUGGCACAUGACUGCUGUUCAAUUUUUUUUUUCUUAGUGAGAGCAUACAUCAUAACUUAUCAAUGUUGUUUGGCAGGAUUGAUUCUAAAUUGGAUCAUAAAAAGGAAAUUUCUGUAUCUCUGUUAUUGAACAGUAAAGAUCUUUAACACCUCCA
Molecule: messenger RNA, 2759 nt
Organism: Cherax quadricarinatus
Lineage: Eukaryota; Metazoa; Arthropoda; Malacostraca; Decapoda; Parastacidae
Source: RefSeq, a predicted model, not a curated record